Molecule: messenger RNA, 1224 nt
Organism: Phacochoerus africanus (Common warthog)
Lineage: Eukaryota; Metazoa; Chordata; Mammalia; Artiodactyla; Suidae
Gene: ATP6V1E1
Product: ATPase H+ transporting V1 subunit E1
Exons: 9
Coding region: 126-806 (226 amino acids)
Biological process (GO): proton transmembrane transport
Cellular component (GO): proton-transporting two-sector ATPase complex, catalytic domain
Molecular function (GO): proton-transporting ATPase activity, rotational mechanism
Source: RefSeq, a predicted model, not a curated record
ACCGGAAGUCAUUCUCACAAAACAGAGAGGCCGGAAGCUGCGCCGGCUUUUCUCUCGUCUUCGCGAGAGGUUCUCAUCAUUAUUGAGCUCCGGCCCGUAUCCCGUCGCCUCACGUCCCUUGCGCUAUGGCUCUCAGCGAUGCCGACGUGCAGAAGCAGAUUAAGCACAUGAUGGCUUUUAUUGAACAAGAAGCCAAUGAGAAAGCAGAAGAAAUAGAUGCGAAGGCAGAAGAGGAGUUCAACAUUGAGAAAGGUCGUCUUGUGCAAACCCAAAGACUGAAGAUUAUGGAAUAUUACGAGAAGAAGGAAAAGCAGAUUGAACAGCAGAAGAAAAUUCAGAUGUCUAAUUUGAUGAAUCAAGCGAGGCUCAAAGUCCUCAGAGCCAGAGAUGACCUCAUCACAGACCUGCUAAAUGAAGCGAAACAGAGACUAGGCAAAGUGGUAAAAGAUACAACCAGGUACCAAGUGCUGUUGGAUGGACUGGUCCUCCAGGGUUUGUACCAGUUGUUGGAGCCCCGAAUGAUCGUUCGUUGCAGGAAACAAGAUUUCCCUCUGGUAAAGGCUGCCGUGCAGAAAGCAAUCCCUGUUUACAAAAUCGCCACCAAAAGAGAUGUUGAUGUCCAGAUUGAUCAGGAGGCCUACCUGCCUGAGGAAAUAGCUGGUGGGGUUGAGAUCUAUAACGGGGAUCGCAAAAUCAAGGUCUCCAAUACCUUAGAGAGCCGGCUGGACCUCAUAGCUCAACAGAUGAUGCCAGAGGUGCGGGGAGCCUUGUUUGGUGCAAAUGCCAACAGGAAGUUUUUGGACUAAGCCUGGGAGGUGGCGUUCAUCCCCUGCUCUCCUCCUGGGACGUGACGUUCUGACAUUUGAAGACACCCGCGUAGCCUCCUCUUCACUGUUUGUAUCCUGUGUUGAUCAGUGGGUACCCUUUUGUAGCUGACACCCCUGGCUGAUGGUAAAUGAUGGCAGAGAGAUUUAUUUAACAUGAUAGGAAACCUUUUUCUAGCUUAUCUGAAAGUAACCCAGCUUCCAGCUGGUUCCGAAGCAUGAAGGUCCCCAAGUCUUCUGCCCUUCUCUGGCACAGUGUCCAGCCAAGAGGUCUGGUCUCUGCUCUUUGGGCUUCAAGUGCAUGUGGAGCCACAUUCCUUCUAGCAGUAGCAGCUUAACUGUUAACUAUUUGGGCCUAGAUGAGUAUACUUUAUUUAUUAAAACAGUAUGUGUACGCGGA